AUGACCGUCAGCUACAGAAACAACCGGAUCGUCCCGGCCGUCAUCAUCGCCAUAUGUCUCCUCCUGACCGUUUGGCUGAUAGACCCUUCGGUCGAGGACCUCGGCAAGUCGGUCGCUCCCAAGGCGACGGAUAGCCACAAAGCUCAGACGGCCUACUAUUACGACCAGGAGGAGAUCCAGGAUGAGUCGACCGCGGAGGAUUACGCAUCGCGACAGAAACAGCAAGAAGAACAGCAACGAGAACAGGAGCAGAAGCUGAAACAGCAGCAGGAAGAAGAUGACUCGUCGGUCAACCAGACCUCUUCGUCCGAUAUGCUCCCGGACGACGACGACAUCCUGCUCAUCGUCAAGACGGGCGGCACGACCAUGUGGAAGCGGCUGCUGGUGCACUUGGCGACGACGCUGUCGGCCGAGCGCAUCUCGCCGUCCAGCAUAGCCAUCUACUCGGACAACGCCGAGACCAUCGGGAGCUUCACCGUCAUCGACUCCCUGGCCAACAUGUCGGCGGCGGUGCACAACUCGUCCGACUUCGACGUCUACCGCCAGCAGCCCGAGUACGCGGCCAACAACUACUACGUCGAGACCGCCGGCAUGGACGGCGACGAGUGGGGUCCCGUGGGCGGCUGGAUCAUCGACAAGUACAAGUUCCUGCCCCUCAUGCAGCACGCCGGCCGCAACUGGCCCCGCGCCAAGUGGUACGUCUACAUGGAGGACGACACCUACCUCUUCCUGCCCGCCGUCCGCAGCUACCUCGCCGGCUUCGACUGGCGCGAGAGGCACUACCUCGGGAGCUACGCCGCCAAGUCCGACGCCGUCUUCGCCCACGGCGGCGCCGGCUUCGCCCUCUCCCGCGGCGCCUGGGAGGCCUCGUUCGGCAAGAACCCCCGCAUGGCAGAGGACUACCACCAGUACGUCGUGGACCACUGCUGCGGUGACCAGGUCCUCGGCCUCGCGCUCCGCGACCACGGCGUCCGCUUCGGUGAGAACGGCGGCGACGGCAAGUUCACCUGGGGCUUCAACCCCCUCGUCCACUGGACCUUUGUCUUCAGCAGGAGCAACUGGUGUCAUCAUCUCAAGUCCUUUCACAAGGUCCACAGCCGUGAUGUAGCUCGGUACUAUGAGUUUGAGAAGUCUUGGGACUUUAGUAAACCCCUUCUGUACAGAGACUUCUUCAACCACAUGAUCCUGCCCAGCAUCCAGUCCGACGCAGAGUGGUGGGACAACACAGCCAGCCAGUACGAGGUAGCCUCGAGCACCAAAGAGUUGUCCCCCGCCCCCGAGGACGGAACCAAGUACGACGCCGACCUCUGGGCCGAUGCCUGGCAGUCCGUCGAGGCCUGCAAGGCCGCCUGUGACGGCUGGGAGGACUGUAUGAUGUGGUCCUUUGUCGAGGACCUUUGCAAGAUGGACAACAGGAUGAUCAUGGGUCAGGGUUUCGCCUCCUCCAUGUCUCAGCGCAAGACAUCUCUCAUGCAUACGAGCGGAUGGAUGCCAGAGAGGCUCGUAAACUGGGAGUGCUGA
Messenger RNA from Geosmithia morbida, 1521 nucleotides. RefSeq names its product glycosyltransferase family 31. Gene Ontology annotation, molecular function: glycosyltransferase activity. The transcript is spliced from 2 exons. Gene Ontology annotation, cellular component: membrane. NCBI's taxonomy places the organism in Eukaryota, Fungi, Ascomycota, Sordariomycetes, Hypocreales, Bionectriaceae. The record is from RefSeq and is a predicted model, not a curated record. The coding region runs from base 1 to 1521 and encodes 506 amino acids.